AUGAAAAAGCAGAGCAACUCGCUUAAGGGAAAGCGCCGAGAUGACGGGCUUUCUGCUGCUGCCCACAAGCAGAGGGACUUGGAGACCACGCAGCAGAAGCAGAAAAAGGCAAACACAAAGGAGGACCAGGUAGCUUUGUGGCUUUCUGUCCAACCCUCUUGCCCUCCUCCGCCUGUGUGCCUGGAGCCAGUCCUACCAGGCUCGGCGUUCCUCCUGUAG
This is a messenger RNA of Echinops telfairi (small Madagascar hedgehog), 219 nucleotides long. Its product is annotated as small EDRK-rich factor 2-like. The transcript has a single exon. The record is from RefSeq and is a predicted model, not a curated record. NCBI's taxonomy places the organism in Eukaryota, Metazoa, Chordata, Mammalia, Afrosoricida, Tenrecidae. Bases 1 to 219 code for a protein of 72 amino acids.